AUGGAGUCAGUGUGUCAAAAGCUGAAGGUUACUAGAAUGAAAUUGAAAGAGCUGAAUACUCAGGAAUUCAAUAGUGUGGGAGCUAAAGUUCAAGAGUGUCGACAGAGGUUGGAAAUCACUCAAAGCUUGAUGCGAGAUCAACAACAUGCUAGUGAACUAUUUACUAUUGAAAGAGAUCUGAUAAAGGAAUUAGAAAGAUGGAGUGGGGUGAAGGAGAGCAUAGUUAAACAGAAAUCUAGAACUAAAUGGUUGCAACUGGGAGAUGGAAAUACUGCUUAUUUCUAUGCUAAUCUCAGGAGUAGAUUAGCACAAAAUAGAAUAAAGCAUCUUACUACUGCACAAGGGAAUAUAGUCCAGAAGACUGUGGAUAUUGAGAAGGAAAUUAAGGAGUUCUAUGUUGGAUUAUUGGGAUCAACUGCUGUGCAAAUACCUGUUGUGGAUAUUCCAAUUAUGAAGAGUGUCAAUUGCCUUAAUAGAGUGCAACAACAAGCUCUAAUUGUACCUAUUGAUAGGGAGGAAAUUCACGCAGCACUCCUGAGUAUUGAUGAUCAGAGGGCUCCUGGAUGUGAUGGGUUUAACACUUUGUUCUUUAAGAAAGCUUGA
Messenger RNA from Solanum stenotomum, 603 nucleotides. RefSeq lists its product as uncharacterized. Bases 1 to 603 code for a protein of 200 amino acids. The transcript has a single exon. Lineage: Eukaryota; Viridiplantae; Streptophyta; Magnoliopsida; Solanales; Solanaceae. The record is from RefSeq and is a predicted model, not a curated record.